CAGCAGUCGACCUCUCACAGCGAGGACGACUGCUGAACAAGAGACCCACAGACACUUAGUGAAGUUAUCCAGCUCCUGGUCGCUCCUCAUCCUCCUCUUCAUCACCUUCAUCCUCCUCAUCCUCGUCUCCUGGACGCCCUGAUGGCGAGCAUCCUCCUCCUCCUCCUCGUGCUGCUGCUCCUCAGCGGGACGCCGGCUCAGAGGGUCAGAGUUGGUCGUCAGAACAUGAAAGUUCGGAUCAACGCCACCGGCGACACCAUCGUGAUGAAGUUCGUCCGUCCGAACCCUGGCGUGAAGCUGGAAGGUUACAUCCUGGGAUACGGCAGCAGCCUGUUCUCCAAACAGUUCAUCCAGCUGCCGGAGAACGGGCGAGCCUACGAGGCCGAGAUGGACGCAGAGCCCAAGUACCUGGUGGCCGUUCAGCCAAUCCCAGUCAACGAUGUGAAGAAGCACUGCACAGGUAAAGUGAACCUGGAGAAACCGCUGCACCUGGUGAUCGGCUCCGUCAGCCCCACAGCCGUGCUGCUGUCCUGGGGGAACUACCUGAAGACGCCGUACGAAGGAAACGUCAUGAACGAGUGUCUGGAGGACGGGUUUUACACCAUCCGCUACAGAGAGAGGAACAGGAAGUGGAAUUAUCAGACCUGCCCGACCAGCGACACCGUCAUCGACAACCUGAAACCAAACACGCCCUACGAGUUCGGCGUCCGAUCCAACAAGGACGACCGCAGCGGCUCGUGGAGCAAACCGGUCGUUCACAACACCAACAUGAACAAUAAAAAUGCUCAGAAGACGUUUAAGCUGCGUAACCCUCUGGUCAAACCGCUGAAGCCUCACGGCGCUCACGCUCUUUUCCCUCCUCGUCCUGCGCUACACAACCGCACACAGCCUCGACUGUCUCCCCUCAAACACCCAGGAUUCCCCGGAGCGCCGCGCACGUCUUUUGCGCCACCUGAGGGCCAGCAGGAAACGUUACCUCUUCCCGGCGCCGCUGAGCCUAAAUGGCCUCGAGCGUCACUCGACGAAGGAAACACUGUUAAAAACGACACCAACCAACCGACGGAUCCUCGUCCUUCUGUCCGACUCCUGGCGUCCAAAGUCGACACCACAGCCGCCCCCCUAACUAGAUUACCCCCCCACAGGGACUCGCCUCAGAACGCUAAGACGCCCACUAAUGCACCUGAGAAGCCUCGUAACCCUGCGGCUUUCAGCCAAUCACAGGACGGAUCAUCGCUGCUGAGAACAGCUCUGACCAAUGAGAGGGCUAGAACUAACAGCUGGGGUCAAAGCAGAAACUUCGGCCCGUCGCUGCCUUUACACCCGUACGACCCGGCGGCCAGAUCCUCCAGGCCGGCGCCAAGAAACCCCCUCUUCCCCUCCUCUAACGGCUUCAGACAGCCCCGCCCCUCCUCGUCCUCUAGAACCAGUAACUCGUCCCCGACCUCCGGGAUACUCGGGGUUACCGGACAUCACCACCGGGGCAUUUCCCCCCCCAAACCAGCCUUAUGGCACCGACACCGACUGGUGAACAACUCGCUGCUGGACGACGACACGUCUCAGCUCCCUGAUGUGUUUGGUCGUUCUGGUCCCGGGGUCGAGGAGGAGCGGUUUCAUGGGUCUCCGGCUCGUCCCCUCAACAAGAGGCCGAACCUGGUGGGGAAACCUGGAGAAACAGACAAAGUCAACGACUUCAAGCUGACGGACAAGUUAUCGAUCCUCAAACCCAAAGUCCCUCCAGCAUCCACCAAACCAGAGCGGAGACCGACCACCACCACCACCACCACCACAAGUACGACCACGACCACGACCACGGUGGCACCAACACCUGCGACUCGACAGGAAACGUGGGAAGACUCCGACCUGUUCAAGUCUCAGCCGACGUCAGAAAUCGACGCCAUGGGAAAUAAAAGAUUUGUUGCUCCUCACGUCGUUUAUCAAACAGGAAAGAAACCGGACGAGCCGUGUUCCAUCACCUCCUCCCUCAGCUACUUUCCUGAAAACGAACACGGUGAGGCCAACGCGACUGCACCGCCCAAGACUCCGCCCUCAAACCUCACCGUGGUGACGGUGGAGGGAUGUCCGUCCUUCAUCAUCCUGGACUGGGAGAAAACCGACAACGACACCACAGAGUAUGAAGUCAUCUCCACCGCUAAAGGACCUGAUGGCGAGCAGGUUUCCAUCCUGACGACUAACCAGACUCACACGGCGGUGGAGAACCUCAAACCUGAGAGCAGUUAUGAGUUCAAGGUGAAACCAAAGAACGAUCUGGGCUCGGGUCCGUCCAGUGAACCAGUUUCCUUCAACACAGAAUCAGCCGACCCUCGAGUGAGCGAGAACGUUUCAGGUAAAGACGCCAUCUGGACUCAGUUCCCCUUUAAGACGGACUCGUACUCCGACUGUCACGGGAAACAGUACGUGAAGAGGACCUGGUACCGUAAGUUUGUUGGUGUCCAGCUGUGCAACUCGCUGAGGUACAAGAUCUACCUGAGCGACUCGCUCAACGGUAAAUUCUACAACAUCGGAGAUCAGACCGGCUUCGGCGAGGAUCACUGUCAGUUCGUCGAUUCCUUCCUGGAUGGAAGAACGGGUCGACAGCUGCGAGCCGACCAGCUGCCGUCCAGACCCGGUUUCUACAGAGCCGUGCGACAGGAGCCCGUCCACUUCGGACAGAUCGGAGGACACUCCCACGUCAGCUACGUCUCUUGGUACGAGUGUGGAACACCAAUCCCAGGAAAGUGGUAGACGGACCCGAGCUCAGAGUCGUCCUGGGAGACGCCUGAAAGACGAGCAGGUCCUGAGAAAGUGCCGGAGCUGAGACGUCAGAACCCAGAGCUUCAGAAACAUGGACUUUAUGGUCAGGGAACUUAAACUGUAUCAGUAAACGUGUGUCAUCUUUAGUAUUUAUCAAAGUGACGUUCGUUUCCUCUGCAGUAAAACCAAUCUCACGUUAUAGAUUUUAUUUCGUGUUCAGAUCAUGGGAAGCUGGCUCCCUGUUUUCAUGUUAUUUAUCGAAAGCUCUUUGGUCACAUGACAUCACCACGGAGACGCUUCUUCUUCUUCUUUAAAAUGGAAAUAAGACGACGUCCUGCUUCACUUCCUCCUCUGUCACAAACUGGAUCUAAACAAACGCAGUAUAAACACAACGAGACGUAAACUCAUCAACAUCCGACCAAUUCACUUUCAGGAAUCAAAAAAUCCUAAAUGUUUCUAUGGAUCUGAGAAGAAAGUGUAGAAUAUUUUACAGAAGAACCUUUUCUUUCAUCAUCAGGUGUCUGCAGAAUAUGAAUCACUUUCUCUUUAUUUAUAAAACAUCAGGAAACCAAAGUGACGGAAUUUUGACAUGUUUACUUAAAAAUCGACGUAAACGUUGAUUAUUUGAUGAACGAUGUCGCCGUCCUCUGUGUUCGAUGUUUAAAUUCAGGCCAGAUUUUUGGUGCUUUAACGUUUCGUACAUUUCCGAUCGUUGUCACGAACGCUGCCUCGGACUCACACAGAGGAAACAAUAUGGAGGCUUCUACACUUUGCAAUUUGCACAACAAAAAUGUAUUUAUAUGUAUAUGGAGAGAAUGUAUUUUGAUAUACAUUUUUGCAGAUGCAUCACCGUGGCCUUUUUGUUUACGAUAACGUUAUAACUCUUCUUCUUCUCUGAUGCUAAAGCACAAAUCCGACAGGAGAAAAUGGCUGAUAAAUCUAAAUAUUCAUAUUUAAACAAACUCUUCGUGUAUUUUACCAAACAAACAGACGAUAAAGUUGAGUUGUUGUGGUGGUUAGCAUUGGUUAGCAGAGGUAUAUCAAAGGCUACUUAAUUCUAAAGCUACGUGGCUAGCUAACCAGUUGCUCAUUACAACUAGUUCACAAACUGAAGCCACAGAGAUGGAAACUGUUUGUUAUGACAAUAAUGUCGAGCUGAAAGUGUAAAAUAUGACAUUGGACAUGAAGAUAACGAAAAAAAAUUCUUUAUAUUUUCAACAUCAAAUCAAACUGGGAGCAUUAGCUAAGCUAGCUUCAUUAGCAAGAACAGCGCAACGUCUGACUUCCUGAAAAUCACAAAAUGUCCAAGAUAAGUAUUUGAAUGAUUCAUAGAGAACAACAAAGUCCGUCAGAUGUUUUCUAACGUGACUAAAGGAAGGUUAGCUAAUCAGUGGGUUUGUAUCUUGCUAAUGAGCCAUGAAGCUCACGUAACUAUAGCUUUACGAGUUCACAGGAAUUUUAGGUGUAAAAUUGAACACUGGGUUUGUCUAAAUAUAAAAAAACUAAAGUUUUUUAAGUCGCCAUGUAUCUCAAAUGUCGUAGAACAGUCCUGGAUUGGGGCUACGAGCUAACAUGCUAAUGUGUUUUUGUCAUUAAGCCAUUCAUUUCCUGUUGUUUCUAAUGUUUGUCCUGGUGACGCUGAACUUUAACGACUCUUUCAUCCAAUCAUCAUGUCAAAUAUGUUCUGUACGUUUGUUUUUAUAUUAUUUUCAACAAUAAAGACGUUUGAUUCUUUUUUUAAA
Hippoglossus stenolepis (Pacific halibut) is the source of this 4493-nucleotide messenger RNA. RefSeq names its product target of Nesh-SH3. The record is from RefSeq and is a predicted model, not a curated record. The transcript has 24 exons. Gene Ontology annotation, molecular function: protein binding. Gene Ontology annotation, biological process: positive regulation of cell-substrate adhesion; extracellular matrix organization. NCBI's taxonomy places the organism in Eukaryota, Metazoa, Chordata, Actinopteri, Pleuronectiformes, Pleuronectidae. The coding region runs from base 142 to 2742 and encodes 866 amino acids.